Messenger RNA from Acanthaster planci (crown-of-thorns starfish), 3358 nucleotides. RefSeq names its product thymus-specific serine protease-like. Gene Ontology annotation, biological process: proteolysis. Gene Ontology annotation, cellular component: endosome; lysosome. NCBI's taxonomy places the organism in Eukaryota, Metazoa, Echinodermata, Asteroidea, Valvatida, Acanthasteridae. Gene Ontology annotation, molecular function: dipeptidyl-peptidase activity; serine-type exopeptidase activity. The record is from RefSeq and is a predicted model, not a curated record.
CUUUUCUUUAUUUGCUGGGAGGGAAUGGGCCUAACACUUUAUGCAAUUAACUUGUUGUGUGGCCAUCUUUUACCUGCCUACAAAAUCAAAACCGUGAACAGUCAUGGACACGCCCACUUCGUUGCUGUUGAUUUUCUGUUGCUUCUCGUUGCAAAUUGCAGCUACAACUCAAACAGAAAAUGACUACAGCUAUGUGCUUCAGCACUACAAGCGUUUCUGGGAUGACUUGGAUGACGAAGACAUUAAGAGAAUAGGGGUCAAGAUGCGAACUCCAGAUUUUAGUAAGGAUUUCUUCACCCAACCUCUGGAUCACUUUGAAGUCCUGACCACAGAAACAUUCCCCCAACCAUUUUAUGUGGUCGACCAGUACUGGAAGAAGCCGAACGGCCCUGUGUUCCUGUAUAUCGGCGGGGAAUGGAACGUACGUGCGUCAGAAUUUACCAAUGGCAACAUGGUCGAUUUGGCAGAGAAAUAUGGCGCCCUCAUAUUAGCAGUUGAGCAUCGAUUCUACAGGAACUUUGAGAACGCCGAAAGUAUGUCCCUCGAUCAGUUGAACUACCUAUCCAGCCAUCAAGCCCUUGCAGACCUUGCUGCCUUCCGUGAGUUUGCGACCAAGAAGUUUAAUUUGACGGAGAGGAACUUAUGGAUUAGUUUCGGCUGUUCGUACUCAGGAAUGCUGUCGGCCUGGCUCAGGCUUAAGUACCCUCAUUUGAUCCACGGGGCUGUGUCAUCGUCCGGCCCGCUACGGGCAGUGGCGAACUUCAAAGAAUACAACGAGAUAGUCACGACAGCAUUUGGAGACCCCGUGGCGAAAGGUUCUGAGCAGUGUGUGUCUCGCAUCAGGGCAGCAUUCAAAACCUUUCGCAACAAGGUGGAUAACGAACAAUACACCGAGCUUCAGCAAGCGUUCAAUUCCUGUCGCCCUCUGACGAACAUCAACGACAGGAGGUUAUUGGCAAGCACUCUUCAGAACCCAUUCAUGGCUGCCGUACAGUACAACUUACCAGGCUACUUCAAUGUCGAAGCUGUCUGCAACAUAAUGACGAACGAGUCAUAUCCAGAUGCUUUUGAGGCAUUGAGAGCCAUCUAUUUCAAACCAACCUACUGGGACCAAUAUCAAUGUCAGGAUUUUUCAUACGACGGGUACACUAGCUACUAUCGAAACACCUCCCGUGUGACGACUGGUAGACCGUGGCUGUAUCAGACGUGCAGUCAGUAUGGCUUCUACCAAACGUGUGACAGUGACACCAACUGCAUGUUUACGGACCUUUAUGACCUUAACAUCUCGCUCCAGUUUUGUAAGGACGUCUUUGGAAUCGACGGUCCUCAGGUGCUUGGCCACGUCGAUUGGACCAACUCCUUCUAUGGCUCAGAUAUGCCAUGGGGCUCUAGGAUAGUGUUUGCAAACGGCGACCUGGACCCCUGGCACGCGCUCGGUGUCAAAAAUGAUCUGAGCGAUUCCAUGAAGUCCAUCAUGAUCAGAGGAGGUGCGCAUUGCCAGGACAUAGUGCCGGUCACGAGUUACGAUUCAGAUGCCCUCAAAGCUGGAAGAACUGCCAUCGAGAAUGAAGUCAAAAAGUGGUUGGAGAAUCCCGGGCUGUACCAAGACCCUGACUGCCCGUCUACUGGGGGCGUGGGGCACCCCUUCCAUCUUACCCUGCUGGUGGUUGGACUUCUUGGCGGUUGCUUAAAGCACUAAUUUUCACGAUGUCGUGAUAAGUUGUGAUUGGAAGUUGGAGAUUAGAUUUGGUUGUCUACAAUUUGCUUACUGUACCAUUAAAAAAUCUCCUUCGUUACUAAUUUCCCCCUCCGUUUGAGUCUAAGGUUGGCUUUUAGUCUUAGUUUAUAGAAGCUGGUUUUAAUAGGCCUAUUGCCCUAGAAAUCGAAUCAGCCUAGUACGAUUUGGCAAACGGAUUCCUCAAUCUGUCUCCAGUGGAUGUAUAUAUCUGUAUGAAACAAAUAUAGAUGGCGACAAAUCUUAAAACACGUUGAAGUGUUUGCUUAAGGCAUUUACAGGUAGUCUGCAAAAUCAAAAUCACUGUACUGUCUUCAGGUGAGGUCAGUCAUUGAUUGUAUUCACACACCAAAUUUCCAGCGCUUCUAAAAUUUUAUUUGAGCUUUUGAAGUGAUCAUAAAAUGAAUAUGUAAUUGAAUUCCCAUGAAUGAGUAUUUUCUUGACAGUACUGACUAAUAAUCAGAUGAUAACCACUGUACAAAAAUGUUAUUGAAUAUAAUUAUUUUACUCCUCAACAGGUCUUGUAACGUUAACAAAAAAAGGAGAAGCAAAACCGCAAAAAUGUUUACCGUCCAUCUAAAUCCAUUAUCAACUGUGAAAUGUUUAUCCAUGAGGGAAAUAAAUUCCCUUGAAGGAAAAUAAUAAUCGGUAAAAUGAGGCAUAUACAUAUACUAACAAUUUUAUGUCUACAUGUUUGUGUUAUCUGUUCACUAAAAACACAUACUGACUCGUGCAUAUAACUGACGUUCUUUUAACUAUAUAACUUGUAAAAAUUGAGGUAUACAGGUCUGCGGUUGACAUGGGUGGACCUUUGUCUCUGUUUAACUGUUCCUAGUGAGCCUAGUUGCCAUGAAAACACGACGCGAAGAAUGUUGAGCUAGUCAGCUUCAACUCAAAUUGCCAACUGUUGCAUUUGGGCUGGAGGUUGUAGACACAGGCUCAAUACUGCUACCAUCCGUUGGGGUUUGGCCCUGAGGACGUUGGUUUCUCGUCAACGGGCACGUGACCCAUCUGCAGGCGUCAUCGCGGCCACCACAAUGGCGGGAACACGUCAUCAGCCGCACCACCUGAAACUGGUUCUCGUGAUGCAACACGCAGCCAUCACCAAAGAGCGCCCUCUUUACAUCGCCAAAGCAGUAUCUCCGCGGGUCGUUACGGCGGCCAUGGCAUUUGACGAUCUUGGUGAAGGGCAGGGCGCCCCGUCCAAAGUGAAAGGGAAAAGUUAAUGACUGGCAGUCAGUGGAAAAAAUGGAUAAGUACCUACACCAUUCAAUACCUGCACCAGCAACUGUCAUUCUAUUACCUUUCGACAUAAUUUUUAUCAUGAAUGUUAUCUUUAACUCUACAAACAACUGUUUUAUUUUGGCAAUGUCGGUAUCAACAAAUUGGUUUCAUUGUUUCACACUGCUGAUUUACAGAUUUCAUCGGCAUGUAUUUCAAUCGUGUAAUAAGCUUCACAAAGUACAGGUUUCGGGUCUGAUGUGGAGAAAGUUCCUGAAUGUUAUUGUCCUGCAUUGUGCCAUCCAGUAUCACAUCAGCUAUUCAAGUUCCCUCUCACUACUCAAAUGGCUGUUAAUCGUGAAAUUAAAUUUUGCCGAGGGAAACACGGCAAACUUUGAAUUU